AUGAUUGCCAAGUCUACCCCCAUGCAGCUCUUCGUCUUAGCCCUCCUCCUCGCUGCAACCAUCUGUAAUGGCACAGGCAGACCCACUGGCUUCCCCCCUAGGCGUUUCCUUGAGAAAAAGUUUGCCGACAUCGACGGCAAGAAGAUGGCAUAUGUCGAAGUUGGCACAGGCGACCCGAUCGUCUUCCUUCACGGCAAUCCAACCUCUUCCUUCCUGUGGCGCAACGUCAUGCCGCAUCUCGAAGGGCGCGGACGCCUCAUAGCCCCUGACCUCAUCGGCAUGGGCGACUCGGACAAGCUCGACAACAGCAACAAGUACAGGUACACCUUCCUCGAACACAGCAACUAUCUUUACCGGCUCUUUGAGAUAAUUGGCGUGAAGGAGCGGGUGACGUUUGUAAUUCAUGAUUGGGGCACCGCACUAGGCUUCCACUGGGCGUAUCUGAAUCGUAAAAAUCCUAAUUCCGUGAAGGGGAUCGCGUUCUUUGAAGGCUUUGUGUCAACGUUCGAACGGUACGGCGACUUUCCAGAGGAGAUCGAACCGUUUUUCAGAGUGCUGCGAAGCCCGGCCGGUGAGCAGCUGGUUCUCGAAGACAACGCAUUUGUGGAAGACCUCAUUCCUAGCGCGAUUCUGCGCAACUUGACGAAGCCAGAGUUUGACGAAUAUCGUAGGCCGUUCCUGAAAGCGGGAGAGGACAGGAGGCCUAUGCUGACAUGGCCAAGACAAGUGCCCAUUGAGGGGGAGCCUGCGGAAGUCGUAGCCAUUGUGAAGAAAUAUUCUAAAUGGCUGGCGAGAUCAGAGUUGCCGAAAUUGUUCAUUGACGGAAAGCCAGGAUUGAUAUCGCCAAGCAUGAGGGCAGUUGUUAAGAAGUGGAAGAAUACGGAAAUGGCUGCAGUAAAGGGGAUUCACUACUUACAGGAGGACUCGCCAACGGAGAUUGGCAAGGCGAUAGCGAAAUGGCUUCCUUAG
Chondrus crispus (carragheen) is the source of this 969-nucleotide messenger RNA. RefSeq names its product Haloalkane dehalogenase. Gene Ontology annotation, molecular function: epoxide hydrolase activity. The record is from RefSeq and is a predicted model, not a curated record. The transcript has a single exon. Lineage: Eukaryota; Rhodophyta; Florideophyceae; Gigartinales; Gigartinaceae. The coding region runs from base 1 to 969 and encodes 322 amino acids.